Molecule: messenger RNA, 1029 nt
Organism: Neoarius graeffei (lesser salmon catfish)
Lineage: Eukaryota; Metazoa; Chordata; Actinopteri; Siluriformes; Ariidae
Product: trace amine-associated receptor 1-like
Exons: 1
Coding region: 1-1029 (342 amino acids)
Biological process (GO): adenylate cyclase-activating adrenergic receptor signaling pathway
Cellular component (GO): membrane
Molecular function (GO): trace-amine receptor activity
Source: RefSeq, a predicted model, not a curated record
AUGGACAAUAUCAUCAGUUUGGAUUCAUUGGAGGAGCCUUUACGUUGUUUCAGUUCACUUAAUACCUCGUGUUUGAAGAUUGAUUAUCCUUUACAUGUUCGGGUUUUGCUCUACAUCCUCUUUAGCACUUCUUCUCUUCUCACUAUAUUUGGAAACCUGCUUGUGAUUAUAACUGUUGUACAUUUCAGACAAUUACACACAUCAACUAAUUACCUCAUUCUCUCUCUGGCUGUUGCUGAUCUGCUUGUAGGAGGAAUAGUGAUGCCUCCCAGCAUGAUACGCUCUGUGGAAACCUGCUGGUAUUUAGGAAACACCUUUUGUAAAAUUCACACCAGUUUGGAUGUCACUCUGUGCACUGCAUCCAUUUUUAACUUGUGUAUUAUUUCUUUAGACCGAUAUUAUGUUGUGUGUCAUCCGCUUCUGUAUCACAGUAAAAUGACUCCAACUGCCAUUAGAUUAAUGAUCAUAGUGUGUUGGGGCUUUUCUUCAGCAAUCGGGUCUGGGAUGAUAUUUCUGGAGCUCAAUAUUCUUGGAAAUGAGUUUUAUUACAAUAACUUCCUUUGUGAAGGUGCAUGUAUGAUUUUACAAGAUAAAGCAGCAGCUGUGCUGUUUCCUAUGUUCUGCUUUUACAUCCCUGCAGUAAUCAUGCUCUGUGUGUAUGGGAAAAUCUUUUGCACUGCACAAAGACAAGCUCGUGCAAUUCAAUCCACAGAUUCACAGAUGACGACAGCCAAAGAAAAAGCCAGUGUGAGCAAGUUAGAAAAGAAGGCCACGAAAACAUUAGCCAUAAUCAUGGGAGUUUUUCUGACCUCCUGGUUGCCAUUUAUCGUCUGUAACUGCUUCAAUCCAUUUAUAGGAUAUUCAAUUCCUCCGAUUCUGUUUGAUUUAUUCUUCUGGUGCGGAUAUUUAAAUUCAAUGUCUAAUCCGAUCGUGUAUGCCUUUUUCUACAGCUGGUUCAGACACGCUUUCAGAGUCAUUCUGUCUGGGGGAAUAUUUCGAGCCAAUUCAUCGCACACCAGAUUGUUUUGA